Messenger RNA from Oikopleura dioica, 1839 nucleotides. The record is from the annotation of a GenBank genome assembly. Lineage: Eukaryota; Metazoa; Chordata; Appendicularia; Copelata; Oikopleuridae.
AUGAAAAAUUCUUUUAUAUUACUUACUCUUACAGUAAGUGGUCUUUGGCCAGAAAAAGUAGAGAAAACGGGAGAUCACAAUAUAAUCACCAUCAACAGUUUCGAUCAUAGAUUCACCUCCCCGAGCUUUGCAAGAGUUAUCUACCGCCCAGAAAACCAAGAGGAUAAUAUAUACAAAGCCUCGAUUGGGUGCAAUGGUUUCAUUGGCAACCGAUUUCGGUUUUGGACAAUCAAAGACUGUCUGGAUACAACUUAUCUUCCCGAGCUGAAGAAAAAGGUCCUAGCUGGCGAUAUCUACAUUAUGUACCGCGGAAUCAACCAAAUCGAAGGCCCAAAAUCGCCAAAUGUCAAGUACCAAAAAGUCUCCCGAUUCUAUGUUCGAACUUACCACCUCGUUUUCGCCGUCGAGGAGGCAUUUCAAUUCGACGAGGUUGCGCACCCAGCUAGAUUUAUGAAUCUUCAAGAAUACGUCAGAAACGUAAAGAAGCAAAAAUGGCCUAACUGCGUCUUUCUUGGAGAGAACGAGGAGAAUCGAAGGCGAGUUAGAGGAGGCCUUGAGUACAAAAAUGUAGCAGAAAAGCUGAUUGUGCAGAGGGUCUGGAAAAGAAAGAGCUUUGAUGCAUGGCAUGAUACAUUUACGAUUUCUGGCGAUUCAGCUCUUUCGAAUAGCGACAUUGGUUCUCCAGUCCUCUGCAAGACCUAUCCAAACAACAACGCCAAGGGAAGCUUCAAAAUCAUCGGGAUGAUCGUCAACCACGACGUCUACGACAAAGAACCAAUGCGCGCAAAAGGAAAAAGAGACUUCGCAGAGGUCAAGAUCAACCUCUCUUUCGCCGAGUUCUUCGCUUCCAACACAACAGACAGCAGAAAACGAGUCAAUCGACGACCAAGGCCGAAGCGGAAGAAAUUCGACGUCGAAAAUACUCCCGACAAGUUUUGGAAGCUGAGCAAGAAUAAUUUCAUUUUAAAGGAAGAAGUUGACGGGACGAAGAAAAAACACCCGGUUCAUAGAGCGUAUUUGCAUCCGGAAUUUCUCAGACCGAAGUCGAAGAACAAACUCUAUCGGUUCCUCCCUCACAUUAUUUUUCUCCUCGUCGGCUUGGCGUUUUAUACCGGAUGGAAGGUUUUCAAUCUGUCAGUGGAAAAAUUGAGCCAUUGGAUCAUGAAAGGUGUUGGUUUUUUGCUGUGGAUUUUCUUGCUUCUUGCGUAUCUGAUGAAACUUGAUACUGAUGAAGAUCCUGGAAGUCAACUGUAUACCCUUUACGGGCAAUUUAUUCAGCAGCGGAAGACGAAGGAGAUGGAAAAUCCAUUUUCUGAUCGAGCCUCUCUCCAUUCAAAAUUCCUCGAACUUCAAGAAAAAAUCGGCAGCUACAGCAAAUCAACUCCAAAAAGCAAAAUGUUGAUUCGACUUGUGAAACUUGGAUCGGCAGCUUUGAUUGUUUUCGUAAUCGUGUUCAAGCUAGAUUUUUUCAAAGAAAUCGUUCCCUUCGUCGUUCCAGUUGCUCUAUUGCUUGUCCUCUGCCUCGUUGAUCAUAACAAGCCAUUGCUGAAGAACGAAAGCUACAAGUCUGUAGACAUCAGAUCGAUGCACCGAAACUUCAUCGAAAACGAGCUCAUUUGUAUCCGAGAACAUUUGCUUAAAGACUCGACCUUAGAAUAUUCAACGAUGCUUUCUUCCUCUCCCUCAGAUAGUAAUCUGAUGGAGGAAAUCGAAGCGCUCACGGAGCUCAAUGAGAAGAAGCAGGCGGAAAUCCAGGCGAAACUCGAGGCCCAAGAAUCACUGAAUUUCGCGAAUGAAUCAUUUGAAAACGAAACAACUGCCUUUUUAUCCCCUAAAUAA